Penicillium canariense is the source of this 2697-nucleotide messenger RNA. RefSeq names its product snoRNA-binding rRNA-processing protein PWP2. Gene Ontology annotation, biological process: maturation of SSU-rRNA from tricistronic rRNA transcript (SSU-rRNA, 5.8S rRNA, LSU-rRNA); ribosomal small subunit assembly. NCBI's taxonomy places the organism in Eukaryota, Fungi, Ascomycota, Eurotiomycetes, Eurotiales, Aspergillaceae. Gene Ontology annotation, molecular function: protein binding. The coding region runs from base 1 to 2697 and encodes 898 amino acids. Gene Ontology annotation, cellular component: Pwp2p-containing subcomplex of 90S preribosome; small-subunit processome. The transcript is spliced from 5 exons. The record is from RefSeq and is a predicted model, not a curated record.
AUGAAGACAGACUUCAAGUUCUCCAAUCUUUUGGGGACGGUCUACCGCAAGGGCAAUCUGCUCUUUACUCCCGAUGGCACCUGCUUGCUAUCGCCAGUAGGCAAUCGCGUCUCGGUGUUUGAUCUUGUGCAUAACACCUCCUAUACCCUUCCCUUUGCCCACCGCAAGAAUAUCGUCCGCCUCGACCUUACACCUCGAGGCAACCUCUUGCUCACAGUCGACGAGGACGGCCGGGCUAUCCUAACCAACUUCCACCGACGCAUUGCGAUCCACCACUUCACUUUCAAGGGUGGGGUCUCUGCUCUUAAGUUUUCUCCGUCCGGUCGGCAUUUCGCAGUCGGUGUGGGCAGACGCCUCCAGCUUUGGCAGACCCCCUCUACUCCCGGUACCGAGACCAACGGCGAAAUUGAAUUCGCUCCAUUUGUUCUACACCGUGACCUUGCGGCACACUUCGACGAUAUCCAGAACAUUGAGUGGUCGAGUGACUCGCGGUUCCUGCUCACUGCCUCCAAGGACUUGACGGCGCGCGUAUGGAGUUUAGAUCCAGAGGAUGGGUUUGAGCCCACCACGCUGUCUGGUCACAGACAGGGAGUUGUGUGUGCAUGGUUUGAUGCCAAUCAAGAAAAAAUCUACACUGUCAGCCAGGAUGGUGCUCUUUUCCGCUGGGAGUAUGUCGCGAAGAAGGAUCCAGAAACAGACGAGGAUAUUGCCUCAGCUCGGUGGAGGAUCAUCAAGAAGAACUUCUUCAUGCAAAAUGAUGCCAAAGUCAACUGCGCCUCGUUCCAUGCGAAAUCCAAUUUGCUGGUGGUGGGCUUCUCCAACGGACUGUUUGGGCUGUAUGACCUGCCCGAGUUCAACAUGAUCCAUCUGCUUAGUGUCUCCCAGAGCAACAUCGACGUUGUAACGAUCAACCAAUCCGGAGAGUGGCUUGCAUUUGGGUCGUCCAAGUUCGGUCAGCUGCUGGUGUGGGAGUGGCAGUCUGAGUCGUACAUCCUGAAGCAGCAAGGUCAUCUGGAUUCCAUGAACUCGAUUGUUUAUUCGCCAGACGGACAGAAAAUCGUCACGACCGCCGACGACGGCAAGAUCAAGGUGUGGGAUGUCAAAUCAGGCUUUUGCAUUGUGACUUUCACCGAGCAUCAGAGCGGAGUGACUGCAUGUCAAUUCGCCAAGAAGGGCAACGUCCUAUUCACUGCUUCUUUGGACGGCUCAAUUCGCGCCUGGGAUCUGAUUCGGUACCGCAACUUCCGCACUUUCACUGCAGCAUCUCGGCUGUCGUUCUCCUCCUUGGCGGUCGACCCCAGCGGCGAGGUCGUGUGCGCCGGCUCGCUUGACGAUUUUGACAUCCAUGUGUGGUCUGUACAGACUGGACAACUGCUAGAUCAGCUUUCCGGUCACGAAGCCCCUGUCUCUAGUCUUGCCUUUGCCGCAGAUGGUAACCAUCUGGUCAGUGGCAGCUGGGAUCACACAGUCCGAGUCUGGAGCAUUUUUGGCCGAGCACAGACCAGUGAACCUCUCCAGCUCCAGUCCGAUGUGCUCAGCGUCGCUUUCCGGGCCGACGGCCUCCAGAUUGCAGCCUCUACGCUCGAUGGACAGCUGUCAUUCUGGAACGUCUUCGAAGCCAUACAGGAAGGCGGUCUUGACGGUCGUCGUGAUGUUUCUGGUGGUCGGAAAUUAUCUGACAGACGCACCGCCGCUAAUUCAGCAGGGACCAAGUCUUUCAACCGUAUCACAUACAGCGCCGAUGGUAGCUGUAUCCUUGCGGCUGGUAACAGCAAAUAUAUCUGCUUGUACGACGUGACUACCGGAUCUCUCAUCAAGAAGUUCACGGUCUCGGUCAACACAUCGUUGGACGGUACCCAAGAAUUCUUGAACAGCCGUGACCUCACGGAGGCAGGACCUCGCGGCCUCAUCGAUGAGACUGGUGAGAUGUCUGACAAGGAAGAUCGCAUUGACCGUUCCCUGCCUGGUGCGAAGCGAGGUGAUGCUGGUGCGCGCAACGUCCGGCCGGAAGUGCGAGUGACAUCGGUCGAUUUUGCUCCAACCGGACGCUCUUUCUGUGCAGCCUCCACCGAAGGUCUUCUUAUCUACAGCCUGGACACAGACUAUGUCUUCGAUCCUUUCGAUCUGGAUAUUACCAUCACUCCGUCGACCAUCAUGGCCACUCUUGAUGCUGCUAAGGCGGCAGCGGCGUCCAACACCGCGGACGAUGACAACACAUUCCUGAAAGCCCUUAUCAUGGCCUUCCGCUUGAACGAAUCCAAGCUCCUCCGUGCCGUGUACGAGUCUAUUCCUCCGUCGGAUAUCCCGCACGUGGUGCGGUCCGUGCCCUCAGUCUAUCUGCCCCGUCUGCUUCGGUUUGUUGCACACGCCGCCGACGAGACCCCUCAUUUGGAAUUCAACUUGUUGUGGAUUGAGUCUCUGUUCAGCUGCCAUGGUCGAUACUUCAAGGACAACUCCGGGACAUUUGCGCCUGAGCUACGCGCGGUCCAGCGUGCCGUCGACGAGAUUCGGGAGAACCUCAAGCGACUCACCGAGAAGAAUGUCUAUGACCUGAAAUUCCUCUUGUCCAAGCCUGUCCUUGCCGACAAGAAGCCUUCCGCUUCUUUGCUUGCCCUGGAUAAUGGCGAUGCAGACGAAGCUGACGAUCAGAUGGCCGAAGCUGAUGACGACGAAGGUUCAUGGGUUGGUCUAGAAUGA